UGGUAGUAACCAAACCUGAACCCACCCCAAGGACAUGUAGCCACGGUAACAACGAUACCCUGGGCUGCCAAAGCUCAUGGGAAAUGUAGUCGCUGAGUUUUAACAAAAUAAUUGUUAUUUCAUCUUUGUUUAAGUGUUUAUAUGUACUUAUUGUACCAGCCAGCACACAGGUAGAUGCCGGCUUUGGAUUAAGCACGGACAGAACACCGGAGACACGUGUAUCACCCUUUCCUUGAAAAAAAAAAAAGAAGAAAAAAAAAAAAGAAGCUGAAUAAAUCCUUGUUGAUAAGAGGAGACUGUGGGACGUCAGGGGCCCGCCUUGCGCCUGCGCGAUGAACGGAGAAACUUCGCGCGUUUCGAGCUGGGCUAAUUGAAAAACUGUCAAAGAAAGAAGUAUCAUGUUUUUUGACAGCAAAUCUUUCUGAAGACAACAGAGACCGAGUGACAGUUCCUCGGAAAUAAGAAUGGCACCGGGUCAGAAUACACAGUUGGAGAAAGCCAUUGAAGAGGUGUUAAAGAGUGGGGAUGUCCACGCACUGGAUAUAUUCUUGGGGGAGAUAACUGAAGGGAUCCCCAUAAAAUGUUCUCAACAGUUUCUCACCAGAUUGGAUAAACUCGUCUGCAGGUGCUUGGACCAAAAAGACCUCAGAGGAGCCAGUUUGGGUCUCUCUAUCCUCCUCAACUGUGGGACAAACCUGAAACUACCUGGUGUUGGCCAGGGGCUAUCAGGAAUAAUAGGCCAUGGCCUGAUUGAAAAGAUGGUGCAGUGGUUUGAAAAAUGCAGGCAGCUGUGGAUCCAGUGUGGCCCACAGUGGGAUGAGACCUUGUUCAACCUUUCUGAGGACUUCUUUGAUGCUCUAAUGGUGGUUCAUGAAGCAUGCAAAGAGGGAACAUACAAAAUCACAGAGUCCUUCCUUUAUCCUGUUGGCCAAUUGGGAGUGGACCCCAGGAUCUACAUUCUGAUCCAGAAGGAGGCAAUUCGUAAAUUUAACUUAAUUCUGGACAAAAUCCCAGUGGAGCUUAAGAAAGAGAAGAAGAUCCUAACAUCACAGGAUGCCUCAGAUGUCAUGGUCAAAUUAGCUGGUCAGAUAUUGGAGAGUGGUGAUUAUGACUUGCAGACAGCCCUGAUGGAGGCAUUGUGCAGGAUGGCCAAUUCUGACCAGAGGAGGAAGCUGGCAGAUCGAUGGUUCACCAUGGAGCACGUGGCCAGUGCUUUUGCCAAGAUCAGUGAUUCUGAGUUUGAGACGGAUUGUCGCAAGUUUCUGAACUUGGUGAAUGGGAUGCAGGGAGACAAGAGAAGAGUGUAUUCCUACCCUUGUUUGGAAGUUUAUCUGGACAAGCAUGAGCUGCUGAUGCCCGCUGAUGAGAAGCUGGAAGAAUUCUGGAUCGACUUCAACCUUGGCAGCCACAGCAUCUCCUUUUACUUCUCUUUGGCUGCUGAAGAGGCACAGGAGGGCCAGUGGGAAACAAUUUGUAUUAAUGAGAAUGAAGUCCACAGUUACACAGUUACAGAGGAGGGCAAGAGGAAAGUCUUGCACUUAAAACUGUCAGAGGUUGUGGUAAUCAGUGCAGUUGAAGGGUCAAGUCUUACCAUCCAUUUUAGCUCAUCCUUGGAUGUCCUGCAGGCUGUGGGUAGCGUCUAUGGAUACAGCAAAAACAAAAGCUUUGUAGGAAAGACAGGCACAUCUGUGGUGAAGACUACAGUCAAAAUCAUAAUGGAAGAGAACAUCUCCCAGGUUGUUCCAGAGAGCCAGUUCUCCCUUGGUGAAAGUGAGAAAAAUACUGCCCGAUACAUUUUACCUUCCCCAUCUGCACCUGUACAGACGGUGACCCCAGCCAAGAUGAGGAUUUCAGAGUCUACCAACUUCAUCUGCAAUAGUGCAGGAGGAAGUGUACAUGCUGCCAGCUCCCUCUCUGCUGUUAAGGCAUCAAACACUCUAGCCAAGGGUAAAGGGAAACCGUUGUUGAAGAUGGUUCGUUCGUGUGAUAGGCAAGGUGAAUCAUACUUAGGAGAGCUGAGGACGACUGCUAAGACUUGCAGUCAUGACACAACACCCAGCAGCACAACAGCAGGUGGCAUGAUAGAGCAGAAACAUAUGUCUCUACAGAGCUGGGCUUCCAAACAGGCCAGUAAGAACAAGGUUGACAAACACAAAAAGAACGUACCUUUGGCAAAAGCAGGAGAUAUCGUUCAAGCUGGAUAUGGAGACGAACAAUCUCUGGACAGUUUUGUGCCUGACACCCAACCUGUGAGAAACAUAUCUUGGAACAAACUGUCAGUUUCUGAAAUGUUAAUGAUGCCCACACAGAAAAUAAAUACUUUGCACAGACCUGAGCUUCAUUCAAGUUCGGUACAACAGCAGGAGCACCCGUCAUCAGUUCCUGGCACAGGCCCAAUCAGCCAAAAGCAGCUCCAUACUGAACUCACCCAGCGUCUGCAGCAGGUCCUCAGUGAGGAUAACCAAGAUCGGCAACCUCACAAGACAGCUGCACACCGGAGAAAAAGCUCUGAUAUCACAGGCGACUCUAAAGGCCAAGGCUCUGCAGACCAGUAUGCUUCCACUCUGUGCACUCCCAAAGUGCAGCAGGACCAGAGAAAUGGCCCAACCAAAGGGAAGAGCAAAGGCCAGAUGUCGCUUGAAGCAAAUGCUGCGCAAAACAAGGCUCCAGUCAAGGCCCCCACAACCAGAGCUCUGCAAGAGAGAAUACCACCUAAUGUUAAGGCUGGAACUAACAAGGCCCUUUCAAACAAACAGAAGAGAGAUGCAGAGGUUGCAGGAAGCAUGGUGAAGCUCAUCUCUAGCCAUUAUGAGAGUAAAUCCCAAUACACAGCAAAAAAUACAGCAGAAAAGAUCAGUUCCAGCUGGAUACCUCCUCUUGUUAACAGGCAGAUCUUCAAUACGAGCUGGUUAUCAAGUGCUAAAAGAGAUGUAUCUGGAGCUGUAAGCCAAAAGAAAUCCUACAACAAAACAGCAAACAACUCUUCGGGGAAGAAAAAGGAUAUUUUUGCAUUCAGCAUUGAUCCACCAUUGAGUAUUAAGGGAAAGGACAAAACACUCACUGACACUUCUGCCAUGUCAAGCAGUGGCAUCCAUGACUCCUCAGUACUCCACAGCACAACCAAGAAAGGACAACCUGUGACAAAAGACAAGCGGUAUGUGAAAAAGCAUUUGUUCAGUGACACAGAUAUAGACUACGUCAUGACAGAGGUCAGCUGGCUGAGAGAGUCAAGCAGGAAACCAAAACCCAAAGUCACCAAAUACUCUAGGCAGGCACCCAUCAAGCCUAAGGCUGUGUCACCUCAGACUUCAUAUAAAUCCCCAAAUUUACCACCACCCACCCCAAAACAUGUAAAGGGCAAUUCCAAACCCAAUAAAAAGAAGCCCAGUGUGAAGCUGAGAGUGGAGCAGCCAAAGAAGACAGUGAAGCCAGCAGCAACUCCCAACAGACCACAUGCAGCAGGCAGGAGACCCAAGAGAGCUGCAGCCACCUUCACCAAGAGCUACAGGGAGCCAGACACUGAUGACAGCCAGUCAGAAUCAGAGAGGCCUUCUGGUCCCAAGAACUCUUUGUCUGAUCGUCUGGAGAAUACUGAGAAAGCUCAUGAGGCUGCACACACUAUGAAGAAAAAGUCUGCCAGCAAACAACCAGCCAGAAGCUACAUGAAGCCAGAGCGCAACCAUCAUAGCAGCCAGUCAGAGUCAGAAUCAGAGUCAGUGUCAGAACAGCCAUCCACUUCCAAGCAGAGGCCUGAAAAUGUUCUUCAACAAAGUUUGAAGUUAAACAAAAAAAAUGUCCAAGAACAGAUGAAUGCAUUGAAGGAUUCCUGGGCUGCCCGCCAGACCUCGUUCUGUCUGUCCCCUCCUUUCAUCGAGAGGAUGAGAUCUGCCGAGAGGUCAGCUCCAACCUUGGGUUUGACCUGCUCCCCUAUCCUCACCCCGCGGGGAUCCCCACUCCCUGCCUCCCCUGACCCUGCCUGCCAGGACACCCCCUCGCCAAUCCUGCUGCUACCCAAACCUUGUUCUACAGUCAGCAGUAAAGGAAACUUCAAGCCCUCCUCUUUCUAUGAAGCAGAAAAGAAGCACAACACAUCCAAGACUCAAUCCAUCCAGUCUGACCCCUUUUUCCCUUCACUGGGAGGUCAAACCCCUGUACCCAAUCCUCCCAUUGGACCUAGUGCAGCCAAGAUAAGUCCAAUACAGCAGUGUCUGUCCCCAGCACCUCGAUCUCCUUUGUCUCGAUCCACUGGGCCCCUGUUGACAUCCACAUUCUUUGAGCUGGACAAGCCGUCCAUGCCCUCUCCUCCUCGGUCACCAUUCCCUGAAGACACUGUCAACCGUGGCUGCCUUUAUGGAUUUAGUAAAGUGUCUUCAGUAGUUUCCCAGGUUUCACAAAGCCAAUCAUCAACUAAGUCAUCAGUGCUCACUAGUAGAGUUAAAGACAGCCCUAAUUCUGCUCUGACUGUAUCUCAUAAAGUAGAGAAAACACCACCAUCAGACCGAGACAUAAAGCCUGCACAGAUUCUUGUCUCAGGACCCAGUCGCAAGCGCCACAUCUCCUUAUCCAGUAAUUCUGAGGAAGAUGACAAGCAAGAGUGGAAGAAAAGCAAGAUGAGAGGGCAGCAUUCUCCUCGGAUGAAGCCAAAGAAGUUGUUCAAGUCCUUCACUGAGGUGCCUGCUGAAGGUGAGGUGAGCCGGGCCAUGUCUUCUUUCCAUACAGUGAGCUCCAGUCACUGGGAGGUUGAAGUAGGGGCUGGAGACAUGGACAUGGAUGAGGAUUUGGACUUGCCAGUAGGAAAUGCUGUAAACCCGAGUAACUUCUGCCAGCAAUUCAGCGCUGAACUUAAAAAGAAGUUCCAGAACCAUCACAAGAUGAUGGAGCUUUACAACAAGCAGUCUUUGAAGGCCGUGCAGCAACAUGUUUCCUCCUUCAACAUGCAAGUUACCAAAUACAGGACUCAGAGGCUUGAACAGGUUCAGAGGGUCCUAAUGGACGAGAUCCACAAGUUGGAGCAGGAUGACACUGUGCUCAAAAGCAUGGAGAAAGACCUGACUAUUCACUGGAAAAAACAGACUGUGGCUUUCCAUUCUUACCAGGAGCAGGAAACCAGAAGAAAUGAGACCCUGAAGAAAGCCCUCCAGAGUAAUGUGUGCCACAGCUUGGAAUAUGAGCGGCGAAUAUUCACAUCCCAGAUGUGCCUGAUAAGAAAAGAUAUGAAGUCAGUUCAGGACAGACUCCUCAGUGAGAUGCAAGAGGGGGAGAUUCAGAGUGUGAAGAGAGGUCUGCAUGCUUUGUUUUUUCCUGAUGGAGCAAGGUUCUGAGUUGUCCUCGACACUGUAAACAAGGUUGUGUACUUCACUGUGCUAUGUAAGUGUAGCCGUUACGCUGAGGUGUUGAUUUUUCCAGGUUGUGCUUUUAUUGUAUGUGAAUGUAUUAGCUUAUUCUGACCUGGACAUGUUGUUACUAUAUGAUUGUUCCUAUAAAUGUUAUGAUAUUAUUAUUACAGAUUCAGUCAUUUUAAUGUUCUUUGAAAGUAAGUAUAGGUACUAAGCUUCUUCAAUGUCUUUAAUUAUCUUGGUUCUAUAAUAUUUUUAAUGCAAAGUCAUGAUUUAUUCAUAUAGGUUAUUUAAAUCCUUUGAUUGUUUUUAAAUACCUUCUCAACCUGAAUCCUCA
Molecule: messenger RNA, 5673 nt
Organism: Lates calcarifer (barramundi perch)
Lineage: Eukaryota; Metazoa; Chordata; Actinopteri; Centropomidae
Gene: sycp2
Product: synaptonemal complex protein 2
Exons: 46
Coding region: 465-5321 (1618 amino acids)
Source: RefSeq, a predicted model, not a curated record